Saccostrea cuccullata (small rock oyster) is the source of this 468-nucleotide messenger RNA. RefSeq names its product THAP domain-containing protein 10-like. Gene Ontology annotation, molecular function: sequence-specific DNA binding. The transcript has a single exon. Lineage: Eukaryota; Metazoa; Mollusca; Bivalvia; Ostreida; Ostreidae. The coding region runs from base 1 to 468 and encodes 155 amino acids. The record is from RefSeq and is a predicted model, not a curated record.
AUGCCGAAAGAAAAGAAAAGAACUGGCAAGUAUUGUGUGGCAGCCGGCUGUACAGCAACCAAUGCUGAUGAUAUUUCACUCCACGAAUUCCCGAAGGAAGUAAAACGUGAACUAAGACGAAAAUGGAUAAAUUUUGUUAAAACAAAGCGUCAAGACUUCACACAGCCCACGAGGUUUUCAGUUCUAUGUGAACGUCAUUUUGCACCAAAUUGUUACCCAGAGGAAUACAGAAUUAAACAGUCCCUAGGUAUUGUGAUUAAGAAGAAACGUCUGCUUCCUGAUGCCGUGCCUACCAUUCAUUUACAUAGUAGUAGUACACCGACGAACUCAGAUGCCCCAAUUCACGAUAGCAAAAUGGAUGUCACACACGUGCCCAACAAAGGUGAACCGGCGGCUGAAUCAACACCAUUCAGAGGAGCAUUUAGGAAAAGGGAAUAUUUACGGGUAUUUCAUAGGAUAACAUUUUAA